AUGCUGAGCCAAGCAGACUAUAAUGCCGCGGCUUACCUGCGCAUUGCGUCCCUUGCGGUGGCUGGAUUUGACUUCGUGCAGACUUCACCUGUGGUGUGGAGGUUUUAUAGAGACCAAGCAAGUUUAGGGCGUCUCACGCUUUCUGCACUUCUCUUCUUUCUCAUACAGUUCGUGAGCAUAUGCUGCUUGGUCGUUAGCAGUACGGGAUUUUUCUAUGGCCACUUCACGGAUACAACGUGUAGACUGUUCUACCUUGUACCGCCUUCAUUCAAGGGUGUGUCUUUUGUAUGGAGCCCCCGCCAUUCUAAAUUUAACGCUUGGCGUCAUGAAGUCCUCCAGGCAAUGGUGUCUCAAGCCAUCAUCGGAGUAAGGGCAUACAACCUAUCACGACGAUCAAAGAUUGUAGGAUGGACGCUCAUCGGUGCUUACGUCGUUGCAUGUGCUUUCCAGUGGAUAACAACGCUAUAUGGAAGACAAUAUGUCGUGUCUCCACAAUAUGUAAGUUAUGAAUUCCCUUCACUUGCUGCUGCACUUAUUAACUUUUGUCGAGGUGCUACCUUGUAUCUGAACGGAUUGGCAGCUUGGGUAUACUAUGUCAUAGCUAUCGCCUAUGAUCUUACUGCCACAGCAAUCUCGGUGUUCUAUCUUCUGCAACACAAGAUCUCGGCGAGAACUUCUUUGAUGUACAGGCUAGCGAACAUGAUGCUGUAUGACGGCUUGGGCUAUUUCUUGCUGCUCACAUCCGUAAACAUUGUAAACCUCAUCCUGUAUCGAAGCCAAAACCUGCAGGCCUCCGUUGUCUCACAACGGCGGCUAGACGCAUCCAUGGACCGUCGAAUGGCAAGUCUAGAGGAAGCAGUUACCAUAACACAAGAUAUCGAUUCUGCACGCGCGGCGAGUCGCGCGCUACGAUCACAGUUCGAGAAGGACACGAGAAAUACAUUCGACCUGACCGUCCCGGACUUCGACUCGUCGAUUGGGGGACACGAAUCUGAACUUCCAUCACAUGUUGAUGUACAAGUACGGAUAGAAAGGACGGUGAAGGUGGAAAUGCGGCCACGGACAUUCGAGCUGGAGAACUACUCGCGUUCGGCCCAGUUCAGGUCACAGUCGAUGCGGUAG
Pleurotus ostreatus (oyster mushroom) is the source of this 1122-nucleotide messenger RNA. RefSeq lists its product as uncharacterized. The record is from RefSeq and is a predicted model, not a curated record. The coding region runs from base 1 to 1122 and encodes 373 amino acids. The transcript has 11 exons. Lineage: Eukaryota; Fungi; Basidiomycota; Agaricomycetes; Agaricales; Pleurotaceae.